Molecule: messenger RNA, 1343 nt
Organism: Psylliodes chrysocephalus
Lineage: Eukaryota; Metazoa; Arthropoda; Insecta; Coleoptera; Chrysomelidae
Source: the annotation of a GenBank genome assembly
AUGACCUUGAUUAAAUGUUUAAAAUAGCGUAUCGGUUGGUUGUUGUUUACAGAGAUUUCAUAAUUUAAAUUUCGUUAGAGGGUCGUAGAAAAAAUACACAGUACAACUCGAGUGGAUUGUACAUAUCCACUGUACUAUUGUCUGUGUAUCUAUAUAAAAUAUUAAAUAAAUAGGUACUCUUAAUAAUCUUAAGUACAACGUUAUUUUAAAACAAUUAACAAUAACGUAAUAUCUUAUCUGUUUGAAUUAGAUAAUAAUAUAUCCAGUUUUCAUUUUUGUUGCAAGUACGGUUCAACAGAAAGUGAACGAAAUUUAUUUUUAGCUGAUUAAUUGGACACAUCAACCAACUAAACAUGCUUUACCAAAAUAAUGGUGGAAACAAAAUUCCAGUGUUAGGACUUGGAACUUUUCUGAGUAAUGAUGAAGAAAUUCUUACCAACGUUCUAAACGAAGCGUUCAAACUAGGCUACCGUCACAUUGACACAGCUACAGUAUACAAGAAUGAACACGUUGUCGGUAAAGUCAUAAAAGAAUGGCUAUUAUCUGGACAAGUAAAUAGAGAAGACUUAUUUAUUACCACCAAACUUGCUCCUAGUAGUCUGUACGAAGAUCGAGUAGAAGAAGCUUUGAAGACAUCUUUGGAAAAUCUUCAACUAGAUUACGUUGAUCUGUGGUUGAUUCAUAUGCCCGUUGCUAUGAAAAUUGUUGAUGGAAAACCUGUUCCGCAGCCGACUGAUUUCAUUUCAGUUUGGAAGAAAAUGGAAGAGCAAGUAGAAGCAGGAAGAGCCAAGACCAUAGGAGUGUCCAAUUUUAGUAUAUCACAAAUUCAAAGGAUUCAGAAAAUUGCUAAAAUUCAACCGGCCAAUCUUCAAGUGGAAGUUAACGUGUUCUUUCAAAAUCGCGAAUUGGUGAAAUUCGCUCUCAGUCAGAACAUCGUUGUUGUAGCUUACGGACCAUUGGGUAAUCCAGGAAUGGCAACUAGGAGAGAAGGGUUACCAAGCUUAUUUGAAAAUGAAGUAGUUAAAAAGAUCUCUAAAAAACAUAGCAAAACUGCUGCUCAAGUGGCAUUUAGAUUUUUGAUUCAAAAAAAUCUCGUUACCAUUCCAAAAUGUUCGAGUGCAGAGAGAUUGAAAGAAAAUAUUAACAUUUUUGAUUUCGAAUUGGACCAGGAAGAUAUCAAAUCCCUGGAAGGUUUGGACAGAGGUGAUGAAGCAAGGGUGUUCGACAUGAGCUUUAUUCCAGGCCUAGUGGAUCAUCCCGAAUAUCCGUACAAAAAAUAAGAUAUAUUUUAAAUAAAUUUGUUAAACUAAUUUAAGUAGUUUUUUUUUGUAAUUCGACGUUUU